UGUCCCUGCCACAAGAACGAGUGAAUAUGAAACUCCCCCUGCUCCUGCUCCUCCUGCUGGGGACAGUUGCUGCUCUUCAUCUGGGGAAUGAUGCCCCCUACUCCAACAGCCAAGAGACACAGGCAGACCUGAGCCAGGAUCUGGAAGGCUCAGGGGAGCAGGAGGGAGAGUCAGUCCUGACUGAGGAGGCGAUUCAGUCUGAAGGAGAGCAGGUGGAGUCUUCCAGCUGCCAAGAUGCCUUUGAGGACGAGAAGGCCAUGGAGUCGGACCCAGGUGCCCUAGAGGAGAACUUGCAGUGCCCCAGGGCAGAGGACACAGAGGAAAUGCUGGGCAGUCCUGGGUGCAAGACCUGCCGCUACUGGUUGGUGAAGACUGCCCAAACAUUUGCACGCGCUCAGGACACAUGCAGGAGGUGCUACAGAGGCAGUCUCGUCUCUAUCCAUAACCUCAGCGUCAACAAUCGACUCCAGUGCAUGGUCAGUAAUAUCAACCAGCAAAGGGUCUGGAUUGGAGGAUUCAUCAGGGGCGCGUGCUCCAGGUUACACUGGAUUGAUGGGAGUGCUGCGAAUUUUAGACACUGGGCUCAUCAGCAUGGGAGCGGCCACUGUGUGACCCUAUCCACCAGAGGGGGUUAUUGGCAACAAUCAACUUGUGCAACACAUCUGCCCUUCAUCUGCUCCUACUAA
This is a messenger RNA of Myotis lucifugus (little brown bat), 686 nucleotides long. Its product is annotated as proteoglycan 3-like. NCBI's taxonomy places the organism in Eukaryota, Metazoa, Chordata, Mammalia, Chiroptera, Vespertilionidae. Gene Ontology annotation, biological process: immune response. The coding region runs from base 27 to 686 and encodes 219 amino acids. The transcript has 5 exons. The record is from RefSeq and is a predicted model, not a curated record.